Messenger RNA from Miniopterus natalensis, 3726 nucleotides. It is a transcript of the gene ZFAND6, whose product is annotated as zinc finger AN1-type containing 6. Gene Ontology annotation, molecular function: DNA binding; zinc ion binding; polyubiquitin modification-dependent protein binding. Gene Ontology annotation, biological process: protein targeting to peroxisome. Lineage: Eukaryota; Metazoa; Chordata; Mammalia; Chiroptera; Miniopteridae. The record is from RefSeq and is a predicted model, not a curated record.
CCUAGGUCUAUGGUCAACCGCUGAGCCAUGCCAGCCAGGCAGAAAGCACUGUAAAUGAUGUAACAUUCAGGCAAGAUAAGAAUGGUGAUAGCUUUAUUUUAUUUUUUUAGAAUGUAGAAAAAGUGAUAUUUUUUCUAAUAACAGAAGAAAAAAUUUUAAUGGACAGAUAAGUUGGUAAAACUUAAAAGAACCUGGAAGCAGUGGCUUACUAGUUGUAAGGUCUCUUUGUUCUAUGUAAUAAGGGGACUUGACUGUUUUGCAGUGUGUUUUCCUAUAUGACUUCUUUGUAAAAGUCGAUAAAUGUUUUAGGAGGAAAUUUUUUUUUUUAGCUUUUCUUUGUCUUUUAUGACAUUGACAUUUUGGAAGAAUGACAAGACAUUUAUUUAUAGAAUCUUCCUCAAUUUGGGUUUUUCGGGUAGGUCUUUGUGAUCAUAUUUAGGAAAUGGAGUUUGGGCAGAAGUGCUGUAUUAGUGAUGUGUGCUUCUCGGUGGGUCACAUCAGGAGGCACAUGUCCUCUUGUCCUGUUUUCAGUGACAUUCAUUCUGAUCUUUUGAUUAAUGUGGUCUCUGCAGGUUCUUCCACUUAAAAGUUACUGUUUUUCCUUUGGUACUAAGUAAUUUGUGGGGAGAUACUUUGAGACUCAGUAUAAACUGUUUCUCAUGAAACUUGGAUCCACAAAGACUUUAACAUUCUUUGGUAAUUUUGCCAGAAUCGCUCAUUAACUGUUAUUUAUUAUUAUACAGAAAGUAUGCUUCUGUUUUACAGCCCAAGAUUGGUACAAUUUAUUUUUUAGUCACUGUGUUGUACUACAGUAGGCUCACUUAAACCAGCAGUGAAAAUAAGCUUAUAAUAAGUUCCCCUGAAGCUCAGACUCUUGGACGAACACUUUAACUUGUGUGAAAAUUAUUCUAUGAAGUUACAACUUUUAUGAGGUCUUGAAUUAUUUUUUUUUUAUUUGAGGUGUGGGGGGGGAGAUUUGUUGUUCCACUUAUUUAUGUGUUCAUUGCUUGUUUCUUGAAUGUACCCUGACCGAAAUCGACCCACAACCUUGGCAUAUCAGGACGAUGCUCCAACCAACUGAUCUGGCCAGCAAGGGCCUUGAAUUAAUUAUUUCUGAAAUCAUUUAUAUGUACACUAUAAGUAGAUUAUAAGGAAGUAUUUGAGUUAUUUCGAAUGAGCCCUGAAACCGUUAUCUUUGAGUGCACAGAAAAGGUGCAAUAAAUAUUUCAGCAUUAAAUAAUGCUUUAAAAAUUUGUGAAAUUCUAGUGUUUAGAUGCUAUUUCUCAUGGUGUUUUUAAGCCAUGUUGCUAAUAUAAAUAGUAAGCUGACUGUGAAAUCCUGAAGUUUUCCCUAAAACUCACUGUAGAAGUUGAGGCCAGUAUUGCACGUGUCGGGGAAAGUAGUUAUCUAGGUAUUCUAGGGUAUUUUGAUUGCUUUGUUUUUCAGACAAGCCCUCUAACACUUGAUUAACCUGGAGCAGUAAUGAUGCUGUAGAACUUUGAAUCUGGGGGAAUGUGCUGUAAACCUUUGGAGUAAAUGUCGGAAAUGGGGCUCCUCCUCCUGUCCCAUCCUCCCCAGUUGGGAGGGUCCCGAGGAGUAUUCUUGGGACACUGAAGUCACUCCAUUGACUGUAAAAGUUAUUCUUUAGUUGUUUGUUAGCUGUUUAUGCUAAACAAAUUAGCAUGAAUUAGAAAAAUAGAAAAAUACCUAGUUGGCUUACUUUGCAUAGAAAUGAUUAUAAAAAGUAAUCCUUGCUCACCUAGCUUGUGGCCAGGUGAAGAAAAACCUAUAUGUUAAAAGUUACCUAUUAUUAUAUUAUACAUUGGUGUCAAAUACCAAAUGAAAUUAUUUUAUUUCUUCCUUGUAACUCAACAGCCCUUUUUUGAAAGCACUCCUUAAAAUUUUAGACAAUUUAAAUGCACAUAUUCAAUUUUAACUGUCUCAACUCUGUCUCAUGUUAAAUGUGUUACAGGAAUGAAUCUGAAGUCUGCUGCAGGAAAACACUGAAGGCUUUAAAAUGUUUUCUUGCAUAAAACUCAAACUUUAAGUAGCUGCUUAUGAGGAUAGGGAAGGCAGGAAGCUAAUGUCUGUCUCCAGAUACAGGACAGCUCUUUGCUCGUCACCUCAACUGUCCCAAGCAACAGCAGGAAAGAGCCUGACCUAGGGACCUGGGGACUGCUGUACAGAGACAACUACAAAGCAUCCUCAGUACCAUAGGAACCUAACCCAGGUCCUUAUGUGUCUAUCAGCGUGUGCAACAGAGGAACAUGGCUCAGGAAACUAAUCACAGCCAAGUGCCUAUGCUGUGCUCCACUGGCUGCGGAUUUUAUGGAAACCCUCGUACAAAUGGCAUGUGUUCGGUGUGCUACAAAGAACACCUUCAACGGCAGAAUAGCAGUAAUGACAGAAUAAGCCCACCUGAUAAGGUGUUGGACUGUCCAGAGUGCAGAAUCACUAAUAUGAAAUGUGGUACCAUUGCAGCGACUUCUGUCAGUAGUCUGUCUGACUCUUUACCAGUUCAGUGCACAGACGGCAGUGUCCCUGAAGCUCCGUCCACGUUAGACUCUACGUCUUCAUCUAUGCAGCCAAGUCCUGUAUCAAAUCAGUCACUUUUAUCAGAAUCUGUAGCAUCUUCCCAAGUGGACAGUACAUCUGCGGACAAAGCAAUACCUGAAACAGAAGACCUGCAAGCUUCAGUAUCAGAUACGGCACAGCAGCCAUCUGAAGAGCAAAGCAAGUCUCUUGAAAAACCAAAACAGAAAAAGAACCGCUGUUUCAUGUGCAGGAAGAAAGUGGGACUUACUGGGUUUGAAUGCCGGUGUGGAAAUGUUUACUGUGGUGUACACCGUUACUCAGAUGUACACAAUUGCUCUUACAAUUACAAAGCCGAUGCUGCUGAGAAAAUCAGAAAAGAAAAUCCAGUAGUUGUCGGCGAAAAGAUCCAGAAGAUUUGAGCUCCUGCUGGAAUACAAAAUCCUUUGACCAUCUGCAAACUAAAAAUUGACUUGAGGUUUUUUUUCCUAGUCAUUGGGAAUGUAGAGCAUUGUAUCUUGCAUAGACCUUUUAAUCAUGCAUGUCAUCAGAAGAAUAGAUUUUUGUUUUUGUUUUGAAAAUGACUCUGAACAUUUAUUUCCAUUGCAGUUUCUGGGCUGAGAAGAUUUAAGUAAACUUCACAAGUAUUAUCCUUUUAAGAUCAUUUUAAUUUUAGUUGAGUGCAGAGGGCUUUUAUAACAAACUUGGAGAAAUUUUGGAGGGCUGUGAUUUUUUUCCAGUAUUAAACAUGCAUGCGUUAAUCUUGCGGUUUAUUUUCUCAUUGUGUAUGUAUAUAUAGCUUUUCUCUGCAGCACGAUUUCUCUUUUGGUAAUGCCCUCUAGGGCACAGCUAGUUAUCGGUAACUGAAUGUAUCUUAAUCAUUACAGCUGCUUCUGUUUUUUCAUUAACAAAGGUUAUACAUAUGUUAGCAUAUAGUUUCUUUGCACCCACUAUUUAUGUCUGAAUCAUUUGUCAUGGGAGAGAGUGUGCUGAUGAGAUUCUAAGUUUGUGUGUUUUUAAAUUUUUUUUGAGCGAGGGAAGGAAAAGCUGUAUACGCUUCAUUGCUGACUGCAGGUUUCUUUCAGAUGAUGUUCAUCCGUCUGUGUGUACACAAUAUGAAGAAUGAUCUGAAGUAAUUGUGCUGUAUUUAUGUUUAUCCACCCGUCUUUGAUUAAAUAAAAAGGAAAAACCGUA